Molecule: messenger RNA, 2473 nt
Organism: Anopheles merus
Lineage: Eukaryota; Metazoa; Arthropoda; Insecta; Diptera; Culicidae
Product: rRNA 2'-O-methyltransferase fibrillarin-like
Exons: 3
Coding region: 267-836 (189 amino acids)
Molecular function (GO): RNA binding
Source: RefSeq, a predicted model, not a curated record
CGUUGUAUGUGUGUGUGCGUUUGGCACCGUGUAGAGAGGGCAAGCUUCGGUUGUUACUCUGAACAUCCGAGUAGCGGCGCUGCCAGCACUAACUGCGCGUGUGAAAAACUUACUCUUUUCUUGUCUCCACGCGCCUGGGCACCAUUUUGUUUUCGGUCCGAACAGCAUAUUGGUAGUUUUUCCAGUUUGAACCAAAUCAAGUCGCUGUUGGUAUUCGGUAAUUGUAUUGAAUUUACGGAAAUUUAAAGCAAAAAACCAAUUCAAACAUGCCAGACUGGAGAGAACGUGACGAUUCCGACCGCGGCUAUGGCGGUGGUGGUGGCGGCGGCGGUGGCGGCGAUAGCUACAGCUACGACCGGGAACGUCGGGACUACCGUAGCGACCGCGGCGGAUACGACCGUAAUGGCGGUGGCGGCGGAGGCUACCGCUCGGGCGGCUACGGAGGUCGCCGUGACGAUGAUGGCGGCUACCGUGGAGGCGGCGGUGGCGGUGGCUACCGUGGAAACGGCGGCGGAGGCGGCGGUGGCGGCGGCAGCCGAGGACCACCGAGAAUUGACCCGGCUACCGCCAAGACCGAAGUGUUCGAGGUCGAAGCCGACAAGGUUAAGUUCAUAAUCGGUCGUGGCGGUAACAAGAUCCGUGAGAUUCAGGACCGUUGCCGUGUGUCGGUGCAGAUUGACAAGGCUCGCAACGAGAACGGCGCCAAUAAUGUGUCGGUGAUGGGCGAUCAGCUGAACAUUGAUCGUGCACGGGACAUGAUCAAUACCAUCAUUAACGAUGACCGGCGGGACCGCGAGGACGACCGGCGGCGUGACGGUGUUUCCAUGCCCUUCUAAAGUGGCACUCGGGGAAACGGUGUUUCAAUGAUGUCAACUGCGCGGCGGCGGUAAUCAGCCCACGUACACAGACACACGAUGUGCGAUGGUCGAUGGAAGCAGCUGUGGAAAGGAGAAGAGAAACGGGCUAAGUGAGCUGCAGUACGUAAAAUCAGAUAUAUAUAUAUAUAUAUAUAUAUAUAUAUACCUACAUAUAUAUAUUAACAUAUAUAAACACAAUACAAAACGAUGUGUGCAAAAAGAAACGAGAAACAGUAAAAACACAGAAAAGUAACCAGUCGUGCGAUAAUAUGCAAAAGAGAAAACUAUCCAGUCAUGAUCAUAAAUAUCCCCCAGCACCGAUAACGAAGGGUUCUCCCGGCAAGAAAGCUGAAGUACAAGAUUUUUCUUCUAAUACGGCAAAGUGAAUUCGUGUUGAGAUGAGACAGUUUUUACCAAGUAAGAAAAAGCAACCGGCAAAACAUGAAAGCUAAACACGUUACUCGUUAGAAGCAGAAAAAGGGAGGAGGCAGUAUGGCGCGCAGAAUUCCAAUCAGUGAAGAGAGCAGGACGGCGGCAACAAAGUAAAACAGAAAUCGCUACAGCAGAACAGAACAGAAUCCAUCCUUCUCUCUCCCCGGCAGUAGAGUUUUAGAGUACAGACAGGAGAGACCUCACUUUCGCGGUUUGUUGUAACGAAAGACGAGAGUUCUAUUGCAUUUCUAUUUGUGUCCGAUAGCGAACAGAGAGAGAGAGAGAGAGAGAAAGAGCAGAAGCAGGUAGAUAGAUGACGCGCGUACAUGGUUGUGUGUGAGUGUGUGUGUGUGCGUAUUUGAUUAGAAGGAAAAUUAGACGAACUACACACGUGCACACACAUACACAUCAGCACUCCGAUGCAUAGACAGAGAGACGGAGAAGUGUGGUAUAUGUGCAUCGCAGCAUGCGACGAACAACAGACAGGAUGAUGCUGAUUGUACAGUAGUAAUCUGUUGUUUGUAUUUACCGCUCUUUUUAGCUAUCGGAUGCUCUUCUCUCGAAUCGCGUGUCGGUAUCCUUUUAUCGUGUACAUUUGACGAGACUGAUUCCAUUCGUUUUUUGUUUGUAUAAUUUAAUAAUGUGCUAAUCGAUCUAACGCGUGUUUAGGGCGAGUGCCUCUUUUCCUUUUUUUUAUGAUUUCUUUUCUCCAGAGGCCUCCGCAGAAGAAUUAGGGUUGAUAUUCCUUCAACGAAGUUUUCCAUUCGUUCCACUCUGAUUAAUUAUUACGUACGUAUACCGUGAAACAUGCACUUUUAAAGCUAUAACUGCAGGAAAAGAUACUGAACAACAGACAAAUUUAAUGGGUUUAGCUUUUAUCGUACUGUAAACCAGCUAAACGGUGGUAUAUAUGGAGUUGAAUGACGAAAGCAGGUAGGGGAGGGGAUGUGAAAUGGGUAAAAUACUUUAACUAACAAUCGAAGCGGAAAAUUGUACUAUCCGGACCAAACUCGGCGGAAAUAUAAGGUAGUGAAACAAAGCAGCAGAACACAGUAUGCGUAUAUCAAAGGCAGGAAACAGUUUACGGCUCUCCACUCAGCAACGGCGUAGCAUUAAACACAAGAUUAGCCGGAAAAAGCAUGUGAAACAUACGCAGAAAUAUAUAAACCGUGUGAAAUGACAAA